Molecule: messenger RNA, 668 nt
Organism: Paramecium tetraurelia
Lineage: Eukaryota; Ciliophora; Oligohymenophorea; Peniculida; Parameciidae
Exons: 2
Source: RefSeq, a predicted model, not a curated record
GAUGAUUCAGAUAAAAUGAAAAUAAAUUAAUACAAUGAGUGAUCCAACUGAAUCAUAGUAGAAAUAAAAUAAUGAUGUAAUAUACUGCAAACAUCAUCCUGAAGAAUAGGUAACUAGGGUAUGCAAUAGUCCAGAAUGCAAUAAAGAUGGAUUCAUUUGUUCUAAGUGUGUGCAUGAAGGAGCACAUGAAGGUCACCCAUCAUUUGGAUAUGCUAAGUUAAAGGCUGCUCUCAUUAAAUUUGUUAAUUCAUUCAAGAACACAAUAAGAUCUAACCAAGGAAGGAUAAUUGAGUUAUGCUAGAAUGUAGAACUAUUUGGAAGAGACUUCGUAAAGUAUAUACAAAUAAGCCUAAAAGUUGAAUAAAUUAAGUCAAUUCAUGGAAAAUCUGAAUGAAACUCUAUUAAGCUUGUAAGAGAUUGGAGAAGAGGUAGAUAUUGCAUAUACUAUACUUUACAACAUGGAUAAGAAAGAAACAGGGGAGUAGAUGUAUCCACCCUUAAUGAUUACUUAAAUUAAUUUCAGACUAUUGAUGGAUAUCAAUCUAGACUCAUAAAAUCAUGAAGUAUCAAUCAAGCCAUCAAGCAUUUCACCAAUUGAGAAUCAAGAAUAUUUUAGAUAAGAAAGCAGAUUUCACAUCAUUAUUAAGAAAAACAGUAGAAGAACAUGA